Messenger RNA from Sphaeramia orbicularis (orbiculate cardinalfish), 7499 nucleotides. It is a transcript of the gene rc3h1b, whose product is annotated as ring finger and CCCH-type domains 1b. The record is from RefSeq and is a predicted model, not a curated record. The transcript is spliced from 20 exons. Gene Ontology annotation, molecular function: mRNA binding; RNA stem-loop binding; double-stranded RNA binding. Gene Ontology annotation, biological process: protein polyubiquitination; ubiquitin-dependent protein catabolic process; nuclear-transcribed mRNA catabolic process, deadenylation-dependent decay. NCBI's taxonomy places the organism in Eukaryota, Metazoa, Chordata, Actinopteri, Kurtiformes, Apogonidae. Bases 369 to 3770 code for a protein of 1133 amino acids. Gene Ontology annotation, cellular component: cytoplasmic stress granule.
CAAGCACACGCGCACGUACACACACAACUGGCUCAGCUAGCUGUAACCGGCUAGUUGUCGAGUUGACACCCUCCCCAAAACCUCGGCAGCAGCAAAGCUGCUCAGUAGACAUGGCUGGAAAAUAUCGCAACAUUUUCCUAAACAAAGAUGGAAAUCUUCCAAAUCUUUGGAAUGAUAUUCAUCAUGCGAUGUAAUCCAAAAUCCACAAUGUGUGAGGACAUUUAAGAACGAUUGAGUUCGAAAGAAAAAAAUCUUGAUUCCAGUGGAAUCUUCCAUAUAUUAUUAUUAUUAUUAUUAUUAUUAUUAUAUUUUUUUCUGUGUUAAAGAAUCCAUACAUUUACAUACACUCGUCCCAUCAACACAUAACCAUGCCCGUGCAAGCACCACAAUGGACGGAGUUCCUGCUGUGUCCAAUCUGCACUCAGACAUUUGAGGAGACUGUUCGCCGGCCCAUUAGCUUGGGAUGUGGACAUACUGUCUGCAAGAUGUGCCUGAACAAGUUGCACCGUAAGGCCUGUCCUUUUGACCAGACAACCAUCAGCACAGACAUCGAACAGCUACCUGUCAACACAGCCCUGUUGCAACUGGUGGGAGGCCAGGUUCCUAAGGCUCAGCCAGUUGCCUUGAUCACCAGUCCAGAGGACUCGCAACAUUAUGAAGAGGCCAGGCAGUGUGUGGAGGAGCUUGCCCUCUACCUCAAACCCCUCAGCAAUACACGAGGGGUGGGUCUGAGCAGCACAGCGCAGAGCAUACUGAGUCGACCCAUGCAAAGGAAACUGGUGACUCUGGUCCACUGCCAGCUGGUGGAGGAGGAGGGUCGUGUUCGAGCUAUGAGAGCUGCUCGUUCUCUGGGCGAGCGAACUGUCACAGAACUCAUCUUGCAGCAUCAGAAUCCACAGCAGCUAUCCUCCAAUCUGUGGGCUGCUGUUCGUGCUCGAGGAUGUCAGUUUCUCGGACCAGCUAUGCAGGAAGAAGCUCUAAAACUGGUUCUCCUUGCAUUGGAGGAUGGAUCUGCACUGUCUAGGAAGGUGUUGGUUCUCUUUGUUGUCCAGAGGCUUGAGCCUCGCUUCCCACAGGCCUCCAAGACUAGCAUAGGCCAUGUGGUGCAGCUCCUCUACAGGGCCUCCUGCUUCAAGGUGACCAAACGUGAUGAAGAUUCUUCCCUAAUGCAACUGAAAGAAGAGUUUCGUACCUACGAGGCUUUGCGGCGCGAGCAUGACUCUCAGAUUGUUCAGAUUGCCAUGGAGGGCGGGCUGCGUAUUGCACCAGACCAGUGGUCUUCUCUGUUAUAUGGAGAUCAGUCUCACAAGUCACAUAUGCAGUCUAUCAUAGAUAAGCUGCAGACCCCAGCAUCUUUUGCUCAGAGUGUUCAGGAGCUGACGAUCGCGCUACAGAGAACUGGUGACCCUGCUAACCUGAACAGGCUGCGACCCCACUUGGAACUACUGGCCAAUAUUGAUCCUAGUCCUGAUGCUCCUCCUCCCACUUGGGAGCAGCUGGAGAAGGGGCUAGUAGCAGUGAAGACAGUCGUGCAUGGACUAGUGGACUUCAUCCAGAACCACAGCAAGAAAGGAGCUGACCCUCAGCAACCUCCUCAGCACAGCAAAUACAAGACAUACAUGUGCCGUGACAUGAAGCAAAAGGGAGGCUGUCCUCGUGGAGCCAGCUGCACCUUUGCUCACUCUCAGGAAGAACUGGAGAAGUAUCGUAAGAUGAAUAAGCGUCUUGCAGCUCGCCUUCCUGGCUCAGGAGGGCUCAUGCCAGAUGAGGGCCUUCCCCUUGAUGUAGCAGUAACCCGGAAGCCUUCACCCCUCACCAACGGUAGUGGUGGGCCCUCUUUGCCCCAGCUCAUUGCCCGUGGCACUGACACAGUCCCAUAUGAACUAUUGCGUAAACCUGUCAAGAUGGAUGGAGGUAGUCCCAGUGCCCCAGGAUCACCACCUGAUCCCCUGGAUCCUGUCCCCAAAUCUGGUAUGCCUCUACCACCUCACGGCAUGACCCACCCUAGGAUGCCAGCGGACCACCUCUCUGGGGUGAAGCAGUUGCCCGUGGUAGCCAGAGGCUCACCCGUUUAUCCCCAGGCUCAACUUAAUGAAAUGUAUUGUACUCGUCCACAACCUUCUGCUUCUCAGUACGAGCCUUCACAGUAUCCCACAGGGUAUCCCUACCAACAGCCUCCACAGUAUCUUCCCCGGGAUUACAUACGUAACCCUCAACCGCCCAGUGAAUCAGCAGGACCCCCCUAUCAAGACCCUUACCCUGGCUACGGCCCUCCAGAGCGCCCAUACCAGGCCCCUCACUCUGGACCGCCCUUCUCUUAUCCUCACCCUCCUCACUAUGACAGAGGUCGUCAUGCGACCUACACUGGGCCACCACCUCCACCACAGCCUUAUCCACCUCAGAGAGACGGCCUGGUCAGAAUGAGUCCUGCACCCCUAGAUGUUCCCCCACAAUCAGCAGGGCAGGCUAACUCGCUAUACCACCCAGAGCCCAAUUCUCGGGAUAGAUACCCACCUGAUGGCUACUAUCCUCCUGGUGCCCAGCCUCCACCCAUGAGGGCUUAUGUCAGAGGCCCAUCAUAUAGUGGUUCACAGCACAGCCUGGAUUAUCUGCACAGACGUCGGCAGGAGCUUUUGUCCCAGCUAGAGGAAAGGAAGGUCAUUUCUCCUCCACCUUUCGCUGCGUCUCCCACUCUGUCUCAUCCGUUCCCCAGUGACUACCCUCCUGAGUAUGGUGAAGAGAGCCCCAAAACUAUUGUGAAAUGCAGAGAGCCUGAUUAUGCAGGCCAAUACUCUCCUUGGUCUUGUGAAACCAUUGGUUCCUACAUCGGCACAAAGGACCCCAAACCCAAAGAUGUUAUGGUUCCUGGUACAAUGGAGAUGAUGAAUGUGGAGGCUAAGGGUCUUAGGGAACCAUCCCUGGAGGCUCCUCGGAGGGGUACAGAAGUGAAGGACGAUGACCCCAUUAUCCCUUUUGGCCCUCAGCCCACUGUAUCACGUUUUGGUGCCAUUUCCCGCACCUCAAAGACUGGCUACCAGACUACUGGGCCUGUACAGGCUAUGGCCUCCACUCCCCAGAACCCCAACUCUAAACAUAUGGCCAUGCCAGAAUACACAUAUGGAAGCCAUGGAGGAUGGGGUGGAGCUUCAUACCCCUCCCACCAGACUGCCUCUUCCUCUCAGGGACACUUUAAUGAGCGCCUGCCUAUGGCAGCCCAAGACAGAGAACAGUUAAAGAUUGAGCUGCAGCAAGUCAACCAGCAGAUCACCCAACAGACCCAGAUGCACAGUAUGGAGGCUGCCAGUAACUCCUUACUGCUGCAGAGAGAAGCCAGUGCCCUGGCAGGUCAACCUGUGCAGCCCAGCCAAGGCCAGGCAGCAGCAGCCCAGCAGCAGCCCAAGUGGCCAGCAGGGGGCGCAAGUGCCACAGCUGUUUCUAGUGAACAGUUGAGUCUGGAGCUCCACCAGGUGGAGAGAGAGAUCGGCAAGAGAACCAGAGAGAUGGCUCUGGAGAAUCAAGUAGCCCAUGAUGUGCAGCAGUACAAGAUGAAAUCUGCAGAGAAUGGACAACCAGAGCACAAGACCCAGCUGGAAGAAAUCUCUCUGGCUCUAGGUGAGGUUUCCAAUGGCUCCAGCAGUCUGCAAGAAAGUGCAGUGGGCGGGUCCAUGCUGUCACUGACGAAUAAGACGUCUGCGUUGAGCCUGUGUUCUGAUCCAGGUGCCGCUGGUUCAGAGAUGCAGAAGAAUGGCGUUGUCCAUUCCUGCUCCUAGGCAUUACACACGCACACACACAUACACAUGCACACACUCAAGAUGCUCAAUUGAAAAGCAUGCACAGGCACACAUACACCCAUUCUAUUUAGAAGAUGAGCAGUAUCUGCCGUGAUAUGAAUUUUCUUUCUUUUUGUUCUGUGAAUGAGCUUUUUUUAAUGACUUUCCUUGCCUGGAAACCAGAGCAUAUGAUAACAUUUCUCGUGUGUGUUUUUUGUUUUCUUUUUUUUUUUUUUCUUUUUACUGGGAUUAUAGAUUAACAAGGCUCACAAUAAAUAUAUCAGGAAGAGAUAAUGGUGGUGAUGCUGACAGUAGUGUUACAACUUCAUUCAAAAAGGAUAGUUCUACUUCAUCUUGGACUCAACAACAUUUGCAGGUUUUUUUUUUUAUCUUACGCACAUUUAAUUUUUGGUUUAGAUGUCACAGUUUAUAUGUAAAUGAACGGUUAUUUACAUACAGAGCAGUUUGAUGAGCGCUAUCACAUAUGCAGUCUGAUUAACUUAUUUGUUGUUUGUUAAAUUUAGAUCGUCUGUGAAGGUGUAGUGGGAAACAGAAGUUUGUCGCUUGGCGCUCACCCCCAGAUUUGUAAAAAAAAAAACAAACAAAAAAAACAAGUGGUUGCCCAGAUCUUGAUGGUCUGAGAAGGGAAAAGCUCUAAAAUAUCCCAACAGUAUUCCACUGAGAUCAAGAUGCAAAUAGGUUAGGCAUUUUUUUUAAAGAAGUCCCAUUUGUGCCACAUACAAUUCCUCACCUGCCACGAGAAGCAUGAUUUUAUUAGUGGAUUUUAUGAACACAUUGUAUGUCUGUUUCAUACUUGAAAGCAGUAUAUUCUAUUUAAUUGAAGCAUUCUGUUUUAAAGAUUGCAACAAGUCUUUUUGAUAAUGAGCUUACCACAUGUUUUCUAUAAGGGAAAUCUUACUAUGUGCUUCUCUUGGUUGUGGCGCAACUGGAUGUGGUUUCGUUGCAGUGUCUUUCGUCUGUACUGUAGAGGACUGUAAUUUUGUCCCAGCCAUUUGCGUUGUGGCAACGUUCACAGAAACGUGCUCAGAAGCAGUUGGAUUUUUGGGUGAAUGCACAUCUUUCUGCAUCAGGAGUCAGUGUAAACUUGACUUUAUAAUGUCAGUAAACAAGGAUUUCCCUCCUCAGAGCUUCUCAUCUGGCCACUCAAAGACCUCCCCAUUGGGAUUAUCUUGUCAUUUGUUCUCCUAACUUCUAUGAAGUUGCCUUCCCUUUCGUCAUUUUGUUCAAUUUUUGUUUUAUUUUUUCAUGCUUUGUGUUACGAUUUUGGGGGUUGCUGCUUACCUAGCGAAGACUUUUUUUUUUUUUUUACAUAGAUUAAAAGGUUAACUUAAAGCAAACACACAAUGUAUUUGGUCAUUUAUACAUUUUUUUAGAACUUGUGGUAGCCUUUUUUGCUGCUUAAUGCUUAAGAAAUCAUAUAUACAGUUGAACAGGGAUUAACAAAGCAGUUGUCUAUCAAAGUAUCUACGAGUAAGAUGAGAUUCAAUGACCAUCCUUAUUGGUGAGUAGAACAUUUGUCCUUUCACUGCAUCACUUUUUUUAAAACUUGCUGUCAUCAUCACAACCAUUACAUACUUUUACUACAUUUUCUUCAUGUAAAUUGUUUACCACCGAAGCUCAACAUGGAGCUCAUUAACUUUUGUAAACAAUUGCCAUGAUUGACGACAAUUUAUAGCUCUGCUGGGAGCGAGUGAGUCCUUGUGCUUAAACGGUUGAAGGAUAGAGGAGAUGCUCUGGGUCGGAUAGUUUUAGUUUAAUGUUCAGCUUUCAUUUUGGUUUAGAUGAGGGGGAAAACUGACAAAGUUUGACAAAUUCCUGAGUCGGUUUUAUAACACGCUUUUGGGUCAGACAUCUAGGUAUCUCCUCAUCCAUCUUGGUUUUUUUGAUGAGCAUCUCUUCCAACUUGUCAUCGCCACAUUAGUGAAUGUUUGGGGUUUUCUGUUUUUUUCCAACCACACUUAAAGCCUCUGGCUGCUCCUCGCUACAUUUAUUGUUUAGGUACACAGCUCACUUAUACAUAUGAGUAUGUAUACAUACAUUAAUAUACUAAAGCACUAUUAACGUGCCACCUCUUAUUCUACUCGCUCAGCAUUUAUAUUAAAUGAUCUCUACUUAGAAUCAGCAAAAUGUUUUUUUUUUCGUUGUUGUUUGAUUUGUUUUCUGUCCACUGGUUGCCAACACAGACUUUAUCCUUUCCCAGACGAAGGACUUCUGUGCGCAUUGAUGUGUGUUCACUUAAUCUUUUGUGUUCAAACAAAGAUGUUCUUUAUAGACUAUGCUUCCGAAGAAGACAAAAUUCUGUAACUUUGGAAAAUUUAUGGAAAAGUUUUGUGUGUGCUAGAUUGUAUUGUAGAAAAUGUACCCUGAUUUAAAUUGUUUUGUUUUUUUUGUUUUUUUCAAAGUGUGCUGUACUGGGUGAUAGUGUUCAGGUAUUAGAAAAGUGUUGGGGUUUUGCCCACCCCUCACCCCCAAAAGCAUAUUCAGGAUGUCUCUGAUGAAAGGUUGGCCUUAAAUUUUCUUGCAAUGCCCCUUCACCUUCUGUGCUCAAGGAGCAAGAGGUGAUGAUAAAAUACUAAUUAAUACUGAUCUGGUAUCAUUUACAUGUAUCAUUUGACAGAUUAUGCUAUCAAAUGUCCCUCCUUAGAACCUGUCAGAAAACAGCAAUACAAUAAUGCAAAUCUCAGAUUUGAAGCAAAUGUAUAUUUUAUUGUUUUAUAUGGAAAUGUUGACCUAGAUGGGUUUGUAGUUUUUUUUUCUUUUUUUUGUUUCUGCAGUAGUUAAGUGAAUUUACUGACCUGCAAGUCUUACAGCCUAAUGCAAGAGUAUUCGUGUCUCAGUAGUUUUGUUCACAACAGAUUGGCCUGCCAGAUUAACUCUUAACACAGUAAUGUUUAAAGACUCCGUGUAUGAUUUACAACAUGAGUACAUGGGGGUUGGCCAUGAAUUGGCAACAUUUGAGUGUUAGUGGAAUUUCUAACUCUCUAAGUGAAAGUCAAACUCUGGGUCCCCGUUGGACUAAAUGAGCCUAAAACACCUUUAGCUUAGCAGAACUUGCAUAUAAUAAUGUAUGGGGUGGUUUACUGUUAAGUACAUAGCAAAGAUAUUCAUUUCAAUCUCCUGUGUGUUUUUGUUUCUGAGUGGAACAGCUGCCUACCCCUCAUUUCCAUAACCAGUUAACCCCCCCCCCCACCCACACCCCCCCACACUCCCACCUUUGACCACUGAACUCUGUUACUGCUGUUUGAGGCUCACGUUUUAUUCCCUGACUUUCUGGGGAAAUUCACAAAUGGCUUUUUUAUAUGAUUACUCCCUUGUAAAAUAUCUCUUAAAUUAAGGUACAGGUUUGAUUUCAGCAAGAAAAAAAAGAAGUUUUUAUAUGUAUAUUAUACUCCAUUAAGGAAUGUCUAGAAUUAUCUUCCUCCAAUGUGGAUGUAGCCAUUAUUACGCCAUUUUAUGACUUUGUAAGAGAAUUCACUGUGUGAAAAUUGGUCUGCAUUUUUGUAUAAUACAAUCUGCUGUUUUUUGUUUUGUUUUUUUUCUUUUCUUUUUUUUUUUUUUUUUUUUGUUUGAUACGAGAGGGAGGUCGAACUGGAAGUUUGAAGAGAGAAAAAAAAUGAACCUGUGAAAUUGAGAAAACGAAAUGUAACUUAUGUACAACAGUGAUUCUAAGCUGAGGGGGAAAGAUUAAAUGAUAUUGCUAACUCUGAA